ACAGCUGUGGGAUUCUAACCUCAAAAUUGUCGCGUGGUGCUGGCGAUAAAAGUUAAAAGUUAAACCGGCAAAAUUAUAAUAUUCUUCUCUUAAAAUAGUAUUUAAAAGAGGUUUAAACAUGUGAUAUAUUAGUUUUCGAAGCGUUUUAUUCUUUAAGUGUUUACAAACAUUUCAUUUUCUGAAAGUUGCAUAUUUUUUCGAUUUAUUGUUGACGGAUGAAACUGACUGUAUUGUUUUUCUGCUUUAUUAAUUUAAAAAGGAGAGCAACAUGAGUCUUUUUGUUAUAAACAGAUAUACGGGAGAUGAGGAGAUUGAGAAACUGGAUACUGAAGAAAGUCAUCUCCUGCAACUACAGAAAAGGAUUGCAGAACGGAAACGACAAAAGGAACUUGCUGCUGCACAACGUUCCAAGGAGUCUCUGGAACCUGAGAAUGCAAAAAAAAAUAAGAAAUACAAAAAGGGGAAAAAACAAAAUGGUUUUGAAUUAAACGAAACCCUGAAUUCAUCGACUGCAGAAGGUGACUUAGAUUUAUCUACAAGUUUCAUUAAUGGAGAAAUAAUUAAAAAGAAGAACGGAAAGAAAGGAAAAGAUAAAAUUGAAAACUCUUUUAUGGAAGUAGAUAAAGAUGAGAUUGAAAUGAAAGUAGAACAUUUACAAUUAAAUGGUUCGGCAGAAGUUCACCAAAUAGAGAAAUUAGGAAAAAAGAAAGGAAGUAAAAAUGCCGAGGAAGAAAUCAGUAAAGAAUCUAGAAUGGAAGAGGACGAAGGGGAAAUUCUCCAACCAGAUAUAACGGAAAAUCAAAUGACUAAGUUUACCAAGAAGAAGAAAAAGAAAGAGAAAAAGAAGCAGGAAGAUGUGGAUAUUUCAAUUGAAGGUUUAGGUCGCGAUGAUCUCCUAAAAGCACGGGAAAAAUUGACAAAAUUGGCAGAGGAUCUUAAUAAUUCUGAGGAUGAUUCGGAGGAAGAGAGGCAGGAGUUCACAAUUUUGAAAGCUGGGAAGAAAAUGAAGGGGGAAAUUGUUAAAAGAGUUUUGCCAGAUUGGCUAGCGAAUCCGGAAGUUGUUUCUUCCGUUUUAAACAGUGGACCUUCUCUUGAAGAAGUUAAGGAAGAAGGCCAGUUGGAUUUGAAGCUUAUCGAAAUUCUAGAGAGUCAGGGUUUCGAUAAACUCUUUCCGAUUCAGGCUGGACUACUAUCAUGGCUAUUAAAAUGCAACGAGGAUAGGAAAAAAGGACUAUGGGCGAGAGAUACUUGUGUUUCUGCUCCCACCGGAAGUGGUAAAACUUUGGCUUAUGUCCUACCCAUCGUGGAAAUACUGAGGACUAGAUUUAUACGAAAAAUUCGUUGUUUAAUUGUAUUGCCUGUACAGGAAUUGGCAACGCAGGUUUUUAAAGUGACACAAAAGUUUGCGAGUCAUUCGACUUUUGAGAAUACGCGGUUAAAGGUGGGAUUAGUUUCGGGAGCUGCUUCCUUUGAAAAAGAGCAGGAAGGACUUGUAUCUAAAGAUCACAAGGGAAAUUCCAUAAGUCGAAUCGAUAUUCUCGUAGCAACCCCUCGCCGUUUAAUAGAUCACAUACACCGUACACCUGGUUUUUAUCUCAGCGACCUUGAAUUCCUUGUAAUCGAUGAAGCAGAUCGAGAAACUUUUGAUUGGCUUCAAGAACUUCCAAUGCCGCAUUCCAAAGCACCCAUUCUCACUCUUCACAACAUUUUGAACAAUCCGAUUCCAGCUCAGAAGUUACUUUUCAGUGCGACCCUGUCUCAAGAUCCCGAGAAACUGAGUAGACUCGGGUUAUUUCAUCCCAUUUUAUACACGACAGCUGUAGUAAAAGGCAGAGACGACGAUGUGAAUUUGGACAAGGAAUUCGGUUGCGAUAAGAAGGAAGAAGGAGACGCUGCGAGAUACAGUAGUCCUAAUGAAUUGAUGAUAAGGACAGUCGAAUGUGCAGAAGAACAUAAACCAGUUGCUGUUUAUCAUCUCUUGGCGAAAAUUGAUCUCAUGGAGGAGAAAACUUUAAUUUUUACAAAUUCCUGUAACUCUGCUCACCGUCUUACUCUUCUUGUGAAGUCGCUUUUAGGAGAUAAGAAGGAUCUUGCGGCGGAAAUGUCGGGACAGAUGAGUUCGAAAAGAAGGAAGCAAGAGUAUCAAAAGUUCUUCAAGGGAGUGACGCGGGUGUUGAUUUGUUCAGACGUCUUGGCUCGAGGAGUCGACAUUCCUGGAAUAAAAUUGGUAAUAUCCUACGAUCCGCCAAAACACAUGGAGGCUUUUAUCCAUAGAGCAGGUCGAACUGGACGGGCUGGAGUUCCAGGCACAGCUGUUUUUCUCCUCAUGCCUAGACAGGUUUUAGUUUUUAAAAAACUUCUCACUGACGCCAAAAGACCGGUGCCGGACAUCGAAGUGGAAGAUUUUACAUCUUUAGCUCAAGAAAUUAAUUAUGAAACUCAUGUGCAGAACUUGAAAGAGUCUCUUGAAAAAGAACGCAACGAUAGUUUCAAAAAAAGAAAAUCGAGCAAUAAAUUUGGAGGAUUAAGAAGAACGUGAAUUGGCACUAUUUUUGGAUAUUUUUUUCUUGAACAGAAAAUUCUGUAAAUCAUGCUUUGAAUGAUUGAGUGAAUGCUUCAUUAAAUAAUAAUAAAUAUUUGUAAAUAUAGUUUGAUAAGAAAAUUAUCGGAAUAAAAGUAAAAAGUGGAAAUU
Molecule: messenger RNA, 2692 nt
Organism: Belonocnema kinseyi
Lineage: Eukaryota; Metazoa; Arthropoda; Insecta; Hymenoptera; Cynipidae
Gene: Dbp73D
Product: probable ATP-dependent RNA helicase Dbp73D
Exons: 6
Coding region: 269-2539 (756 amino acids)
Cellular component (GO): nucleus
Molecular function (GO): nucleic acid binding; ATP binding
Source: RefSeq, a predicted model, not a curated record